AUGGUGACGUGCUUCCCUCCCGUCGGGGAUCCGUCCUCGAUCGGACCGCUCUAUAUCCUUCAUUUCGCAACGUCCAACCAUGCUUUUCGUUUGCCGGACUUCCUCGCUGCCGCCGAGUAUCUGCGAAUACCUUUUGCUUUUGUACCGACGCCUUCGAGGCCAAUUCUAGAGCAAAGCCGCAAGGAGCAUGAUGCAACGGACGCCGCUUCAUCAUCAACCUACAGACCAGAUCUUCGAAGACCGUUCGCACUCGCCCAUCUGCCAAACGACGAGGCAGCCGUCAAGUUGCUUCGCCGCUGCGUAUCGCUCAGGUCCAUCUGGGCUCACUGGUCGCACGGAGGUACCUACGACGAGCUGCAUGCACGCAACCAGCAAGAGUCGAGUAGAGCGCUUUGGGCACCAUACGUCGAGGAAGCCGACUGCCCUUCGUGGAAGGCGCACGUGUUUUCGUACAGCUACACGAUCAGCGAUACGCGCAAGAUCGACAUCAUCCAGAGCUUCAGCUAUAUGGAUCUGAAGGGACGUAUCCAGCUCAAGAAUCCGUCGAUGCGAUGGGGCGUUAUGGAGGAGUUUAUCGCGCAAGAGCUUUGGCCGACUCAUCUGCGUGACGAACACAACAACUUUCCAGGAGCAGGCAAGCAGACCGACAAAGUCGAAGGCAGGGACGAGCUCGGCGACAAAGAUCCCCGCUUGGUGCAGAUCUUUCUUGGACGGCGCAUCGACGUCAAGGCUGGUCCACUCUACUCGGACAAGUUGGCGCCUGCGGCGCCGAGAAAGUCGAGCGACCCCGCGCAAGAGGGACAGACGGGACUCGCUAGGGAUCUGGUCGAGAAGCUCAAUCUCAAAAAAAGGGUUUACAUCGGCAAUACUUCGAUGGAGUCCGAGAUGAGUCUGCUGAUGGCGAGCAUGGCGCUGGCUGGACCGGGCAAGCUGAUCUACGACCCUUUCGCUGGAACCGGAUCGAUGCUCUACGCCAGCGCCGUGUAUGGUGCUAUGGCCUUUGGCAGCGACAUCGAUGGCAGACCGAUGCGUGGCAAGGACAACAUCAGCGACUGUAGCAGCAAGACGGGCGUUGUCAAGAGCGCCACGCAAUAUGGCAUUCGUGAUCACAUUCUCGACACCGUCGUUUUCGACAUGACGCAGGCUCCGUGGCGCAAAGACCUCCUCUUUCCUUUGGACAGUGAAGACCCCCAAAGAACUUCGAAGUCGUCCGUCGGUAUCGUCGACGGAAUCGUAGCGGAUCCGCCCUACGGUGUCCGAGCUGGUGCCAAGCGUCUGGGCAAGCGAGAUCCGGAAAAGCAGAGGCUAGAAGGCUUCUGGAUGCCAGAUGGCCUCGGUCCAGGGCAAGGUUGCUGGUCUCACGAGCGCUCCGAUUAUGUUCCGCCAACGCGACCAUACCACCUGGAAGAUCUCGUCAACGAUCUGCUCGACUAUGCCUACGGCCUUCUCUGCGAUGGCGGAAGGUUGGUCUUCUGGUUGCCGUCCAUGAUCGAUGCAGAGGACGACCAAGCGGACGAUGGGGAUGAGAAAGCGGGCUAUCCGAAAUCAUCUGCCGCCAUCGAAAGAUCGGUCAGCAUCGAUCUGCCCCAGCACCGCCGCAAGGCAGGGCAGGGACGCAUGCGUAUGAUUCACUACUCGCUGCAGGACUUUGGAAGGUGGGGACGCUGGCUCAUCACCAUGGAGAAGGUGUCGCCUGAGAACGACGUGGACGACGAUGGUCUUCGAGAGUUGGAAGAGAGGCUGGGCGAGCUUGGCAAGAACAAGGACGAGCGCGGAAUCUAUCGGGCUGACCGGGACCCGCUCGAGUUUCGCAAUCGGUACUACCUGCCUCGAGCAUCCAAGCCGACAUAG
Messenger RNA from Pseudozyma hubeiensis SY62, 1851 nucleotides. Its product is annotated as potential RNA methylase. Gene Ontology annotation, biological process: methylation. The transcript has a single exon. NCBI's taxonomy places the organism in Eukaryota, Fungi, Basidiomycota, Ustilaginomycetes, Ustilaginales, Ustilaginaceae. Gene Ontology annotation, cellular component: cytoplasm. Bases 1 to 1851 code for a protein of 616 amino acids. Gene Ontology annotation, molecular function: nucleic acid binding. The record is from RefSeq and is a predicted model, not a curated record.